Molecule: messenger RNA, 2256 nt
Organism: Saccharomycopsis crataegensis
Lineage: Eukaryota; Fungi; Ascomycota; Saccharomycetes; Ascoideales; Saccharomycopsidaceae
Product: C2H2-type zinc finger protein
Exons: 1
Coding region: 1-2256 (751 amino acids)
Cellular component (GO): nucleus; cytoplasm
Molecular function (GO): RNA polymerase II cis-regulatory region sequence-specific DNA binding
Source: RefSeq, a predicted model, not a curated record
AUGGUCGCCACUGAACCUUCAUCUUCCGUCCCGCUUCUUGAUCCCACCAUCAGCAGCAAUGUCAGCACCACCGCCACCGCCACCACCAAUAGCUAUAACAGCAGUAGCAGCAAAUAUGAUGAUGAAGAAGAUGUUGAUGGGAAUCACACUGCCUCUUCUCCAAUGACAUCAAAUGCCUCCAUCGCCGACAACUCCACUGACCUGUCAUCUAACCUGUCAUUGACAGCAGCCGUGCCAUCACCAUUGCUGAAGAGUUCCAAACCUCGCAAGAAACCAACAAAAUCCUCAACAGACGCUCCUCGACCCCACAAGUGUCCGUAUUGCUCGAAAGCGUUCCACAGGUUAGAGCAUCAGACCCGUCAUAUUCGAACACAUACUGGAGAAAAACCCCACGGGUGCGAUUACCCAGGGUGCUUCAAGAGGUUUAGCAGAAGCGAUGAGUUGACCAGGCAUUUGAAGAUCCAUACCAAUCCUAAUUCCCGAAGACUGAAGAAGUUGCAGAAGGAAGCAGCGGCAGCAGCGGCAAAGAAGAAGAAGAGGACUACUGAUAAUGUUAAGGAUGAAGGUGAUAAUAAUAAUAAUAAUAAUAAUAAUAAUAAUAGUACAUUGACAGGGCCCCAAAAUAUACUGGAACCAGAAAUCAAGGAUAAUAGCACUAAAGAGAGCACACCACAGAAUAAUAUCCCUAUAAAACAAGAAACUCCGGCCAAAUUGAAAAGUUUGGAUCAAUUUAAUUUACUUGCCAAUGCCGCAGCGUUGCAACUUGAAAAGGAAAAAAGAUCUCAGCAACCGCUAUUCUUCGAUUCAAAUUCCCAGUUAGAUUUACAAAAUGUCACAUCUCUGUCAUCAUUGAAUCUAUAUUAUGAUGCUAGUACCACUUCCUCAAAUAAUAAUAAUAAUCCAAGAAUGUACAAUACUCUGUUGGCGAAAACCUUUUCCAAUAACGACGAUGAUGACGAAGGAAUUCUUAUUAUUCCAAGAACAUCAUACCACCCUCCAAGUCAAUCAAACAGAAAUAACAAUAUCAAUUCCCCAAUAGUGAGUUCUGCAGGUAUCAAAAAACCACAAAUAUUAAGAAACAAGAGUAGUUCGGCUUUGGCGAAUUUCCAUUCCAACAAAUCUUUGGUUGGGCUUGCGUCUUUACAAAGACCAACGUCCCCUUCAAAAUUUGCAAAUUCUCCAAGUAAUAGUGCCUACCAUACCCGAUGCUCAUCUCCUACCCUACCCACAACAACUCCAAAUAAUAUUAACAAUAGCAACCCAAUCUCUUCGUACUCUGCUAAAUCUCCGAAUCUUUCGUCAUUCUCGACAUUCCCUUCAAAAUCAAUCCCCACUUCUCCUGUGCUUGACUCAAUGCUAGUCGCCCCUCCAUCAUCAAAUACUACUAAUAAUAAUUCUCCAGUGCACCAUACGUUUUCUGAAAAUUCUCUUGCUAGGAAACACAACCAUAAUUUAUCAAACCAUUCAUCUUCACUUAAUCUUCUCUCUUCGGUAGUAUCAGAUCCGAUUCAUUCCUCCACAACAAGCAUCAAUGGAUUAUUAUCCCAUUCUAGUGGGGUGGGGAUUUCCCAAUUAGACAAUACCGCAGAGACUGCCUCACCCGGUCUAUUAACAAGAAACUCUUCUCAUCAAGGAUUAGCCACAUUAUUGCCCAGAACUUCUAGUGGGAUAUUCUUUAGUGGAACUGGUAAUGCCAACCAACUCUCGAAUCUUAGUUCUGUCAAUGAUCCAGAUACCGGUCUUCCAUUGUUGAGUUCCAAGUCAUACUCAAACUUACCGUUUGGAAACAACCAUUCGGAUAGCAGCAGUUCCAUAAAUGGUUUAUUGGCCUUGAGGCACGGUCAUGGGCUACAAAAAAACCAGCUCCCAGCCGAACUUCUGUCCUCAUCAUCGUCAUCAUCUCCUUCGUCAUCACCAAUUCUCCAAAAACAGAACCCCAUCACCGCAAAAACAAGUACUUUAGGAAAUAAGUUUGUCAACACCCCAACCUUGAGGAGAAAUUACAGCUACGAAAAACCGACGUUUUUCAUUACUUCUUCUUCCAAAGCGGAGAAUGCUGCCACCAGCCAUCAACUGUAUCAUAAACCAACCCCUUUGGGUGGUACUGUCAUCAGUAAUGAAACUUUACCCCUGUUGAAAUCUUUGAAUCUACCCUCGGUCGAUGAAUUGGAACACGGGGGGUUUAAAAUGGUAACGGCGCUUACCGGAAACAACAGAGAAUCAGAGGACAGUGAUGGUGAUAUUAGGAUGUCUUGA